UCUGUAGCAUUUCUAUACAAAAAUUGUACACAAGUUUUAAUCCCGUGAGUUCCGAAUAUCAAAACAGGGUGCAUUGAAGGAUAGAACUUCAGAUCCUUCCAAUGAAGAAUUUUGGGUUCAUCAGUUAGAAAAAUUGCAGGCAUAAUAUGUCCCACUCUAGGCCCUGCUCUUCAGCGGAGCCCUCACUCAGUUUAGAUGUUAACAAAAUGUUCGACGUUUUCUUGAGCUUUCGCGGCCCAGACACCCGCCAAAACUUUGUGAGACGAUUGUACAAUGCUCUGGUUCAAGAAGGCAUUCUCACAUUCCUAGACGAAGAAAACUUAGAAAAGGGCGACCACAUCCCUUCUUCUUUGGAAAGAGGAAUCAAGGAAAGUAGGAUCUGUAUUCCUAUUUUCUCCAAAAAAUUUCCAGAGUCAAAAUGGUGCUUGAAAGAGGUGUCGCUUAUGGUUAAAUAUGGUGUUAAGAUCUGUCCCCUGUUCUAUGACGUUUUGCCUACAGUUCUUAGGUGCCGGGAUGGAAGUGAAUAUGUAAAGUACUUCAAACACUAUGAAAGCCAGGAAAGAUUACCUGCCGAGUUAAUCCUUGAGUACAAAAGGGUAUUAGACGAUGUUUCCAAUCUCUGUGGUUGGUGUUUCAAUCAAUACACAAGGCAGGAACAACGUCUUCAGGGAGGAAGAUUUGAUCAAAGAAGUUGUGAUCGAUGUUAAAAAGAGCUUACAUUCAAACAGUCUACACAAAGUGUAUCUGGAUAUUCCAGAAUGCUUUGGGUUAGAGUGGCGCGUGAAGUAUCUCUUGAGAUUACUAGAAGUAGCGGAUCAUCAGAAGAAGGUUGUGAAAGUGGGUAUACAUGGUAUGGGUGGGAUAGGUAAAACCACCCUGGCAAAGAUUGUUUGCAAAGAACUUCCAUUCUCGAAGUUCCAAGUGUUCUGUUUUGUUCCAAGCGUGGGUGAAAGAUGUCAAGAGGCGAAUGGGCUUGUAAAGCUGCAGACCCACAUGCUCAAAUGUAUCCCAGGGUUCAGAGAUGAAGUAGAUCAUGUUGACCAGGGAAAGGGUCUGCAACAAAAGUGGCUCAAGGGUAAGAAAGUUCUGCUUCUUCUGGAUGACAUUGAAAGUUCUGAGCAGUUCGAAGCUCUUGCAGGGAAUUACAGCGAUUUCGGGGCAGGCAGCUGUGUGAUCAUUACAUCACGAGAUGAACAAAUCCUAAAAGUGGCUAACGUUGAUGUAGUCUACGAGGUACGAAGGCUUCCUCACAAACAUGCCAUGCAAUUGUUUAAUUUUCAUGCAUUUCCCAAUUCUCCAGAUCAAGAGCUGCAAACUCUGAGCAAUGAUAUUGUUAGUGCCUGUGAAGGCCUUCCACUUGCCCUCCAACUUGUUGGGAAAAGCCUGGUUGGUGAAGGGAAUAGAGAUGUAUGGAAAGAAAUGGUAGGAAAGUUAAGGUGUGAACCUGAUCUCCAAAAGAAACUUAGAGUCUCCUACGAUAGCCUUGGUCCUUUAGAAAAGGAAAUGUUUCAAGAUAUUGCUUGUUUUUUGGCAUGGAGGAAGAAAGAAAUUGCUAUGAUCUUUUGGGCAGGGCUGAUUCCGAGUCCUCACGCAUCUCUCAGAAGUCUCUUGCAAAAGUCCUCGGUAAGUUUGGGCCCUAGCAACGAAUUCCUGAUGCACCGGUGCCUCCGGGAUUUGGGAAGAAGUAUAUCGAACGAAAUAUCUAGAGAGCCCCGUAAACGCACAAGAUUAUUUGAUGAGGACGAUGCGUACCAUGUUUUACGGAGACCCAGUGAAAAGGCUAAGCUUGUGCGUUAUUUUUGGUAUGAGCCCAAGGAGCCGAUGACAUUGAAGGCAGCAAGGUUCAAUCCACUGUACAACUUGCAGUUGCUUUGGCUUACAGAUGUUGCCAUAGAAGGGCACUUUUCUGGGGAAUUCUCCACCUUGGAGGAUUUGAGAUGGCUAAGCUUGAGAAAUUACCCGUCAAAACGUCUACCUGAAGGAAUGAAUUUGCAGAGCCUUGUUAUUCUGGAAGUGAUCCAUAGCCAGAUCACUCAUCUGUGGGACGAAACAGCAGAAGAAAAUCCAGCUAUUAGGCCUGGGAAUCUUAAAGUGCUUAUUUUGAGGGGAUGCGCAUCCUUGAAGUGUCUUCCUGCUACACUAUGCUAUACACCGUUGCAGACGUUGGAUUUGCACAACUGCAAUUCAUUGAGCAGCCUGCCUAAUUCCGUGGGAAGCUGGACCAGCUUAGUUAACCUCGACAUGGAAGGAUGCAGUGUUUCCUCUUUGCCUUAUGACUUUGGCAAACUUGCUAAUCUGCAGGAGCUCAAUCUCUCACGCUGUGAAAAUCUGUCUAAAAUUCCCGAUAGUUUUGGGAAUUUGACUCAGCUGGAAAGGCUAGAAAUUCACCACAAUCAUAAGCUCACAGAGCUGCCCGACAGUAUUGGCGGCCUGAAAUCUUUGGCUUUUCUGGAUGUGAGCUAUUGCCUUUCACUGAGUGGCCUACCCAAUACCGUGGGAAGCUUGAUCAGCUUAGUCUGUCUUGAAAUGGAAGGAUGCGGCGUUUCUUGUUUGCCUCAAGACUGCUGCAAUCUUUCAAGUCUGGAGGAGAUGAAUCUUUCAUACUGUCAACAUCUGUCUGAACUUCCUGAUAGCUUAGGGAAUUUGGCUCAGCUGGUAAUACUAGAAAUUCACCACAUUCCUGGGCUUACGGAGCUACCCAAAAGCCUUGGCUCGUUGCAGCAGUUAUCCACGCUCAAUCUAGUGGGCUGCAACACUAUCUCUUGUGGGUCUCUCGAAAGCUGCUUGUCUGGUCUCCCGGCUCUCGAGUGUGUUUUUGUUGGCGGGCCCGACUUCUCAUCGGCCCAAUUACAAAUAUUUUAUGAUUCCUUCAAGGACUUCUCUUUCAGCGAAAAUUGUCUGCUGGCUAAUCCACAGGCCUCUGCAAAUUGGGUACAAGGGGAGGCCUAUGGAAAGGACGGCUAUAGUAUUGAUUAUUGCACAAAUGAGAAUUGUGCAGGAUAUAUUGUUUGUUUAGUCUCUUCUGGCCAAAUCCAAGUCCAUGAGGAUUGUGAGGUAAACCAUGGUAUUAACAGGUUAAGCUACACAAUUCAAAGGGAUGACGAUUUACUUAAAUGUCCAGUGAACCAUCAAAAUUCAAGUAUAGAUAGUGGCGAUUACUUGGAAGUGCGUCUUGUACGAACAGACACCACGUCAGACUUUGCUUGGUUGAAGAGGGGGAAUAAAGUGAGGGUGAAUGCGACGUCCGAUUAUGAGAAUUGGAAGGCCUCUUUUAAAUUUCUGAUGUAUGAAGAAACUACGUCCUCUGAAGAACAUAAGGCUCCCAGAAUGAUCACUUUUGUUAUGUAAACCAACGUGACAGUGAUAGGACUUGGCACUACUUAUAGUGACUGAAGUGAAUGUAUAAUUGUAUAUAUUCCGCUCUCUCUUUAGUGUAUAUAUUAAUGUAAAUGACCAGAAAUUUUUAUUGUA
This is a messenger RNA of Cryptomeria japonica (Japanese cedar), 3471 nucleotides long. Its product is annotated as disease resistance protein TAO1. The transcript is spliced from 5 exons. Bases 607 to 3348 code for a protein of 913 amino acids. Gene Ontology annotation, molecular function: ADP binding; protein binding. Gene Ontology annotation, biological process: defense response to fungus; signal transduction. The record is from RefSeq and is a predicted model, not a curated record. Lineage: Eukaryota; Viridiplantae; Streptophyta; Pinopsida; Cupressales; Cupressaceae.